This is a messenger RNA of Onthophagus taurus, 1053 nucleotides long. Lineage: Eukaryota; Metazoa; Arthropoda; Insecta; Coleoptera; Scarabaeidae. The record is from RefSeq and is a predicted model, not a curated record.
AUGGUGUCGGUGUGUCAACCAUUUCUGGCAUUAAAAAAAAUUAAAGAAAAAAUAAAUAGUUACAUUGCAAGUUAUGUCGCAACUCCAGCGCGUAGAAAAGCUUUGCGAAAACCAGAAUAUCCAGAAAUGGAAGAUAAGUUGUAUAAAUGGUUUCAGUUACAGCGAGAAAAACAUGCUACAUUCACAACUAACUUUUUAAGAGAAAAAGCUCUGAAAAUUUUUACUAAAUGUUAUAAAGACAAAACGUUUAUUGCAAGCAGAGGAUGGAUCAGUCGAUUUAAAAAUAGACGUGGUAUUCGUCAAUUAAAAGUGGUUGGAGAGAAACUCUCUAGCGACUCAUCUGCAGUACAACCGUUUUUACGAAAAUUCACUAAAAAAAUGACUGAGCUGAAUGUAUUACCCAGCCAAAUAUACAACGCAGAUGAAUCUGCAUUAUUCUGGAAACUACUUCCCGAUCGUACGUUGGUGCAUGCCGGAGAAAGAACUGCUCCAGGGAGAAAAACAUCAAAGGAAAGAGUAACUUUUCUUGCUUGUACAAACGGAGAUGGCACACAUAAACUUAAAAUGUUGGUUAUCGGAAAAGCAAAAAAUCCGAGAGCUUUUAAAAACUGUGCCUGCCUUCCAGUUGAAUAUUUCUCGACAAAAAAUGCUUGGAUGACUUCAGCUCUUUUUGUAAAAUGGUUUCACGACUCUUUUGUUAAACAAGUUAGAAAAUUUCAAGCAGAAAACAAUCUGAGUGGUAAAGCAAUUUUGUUAAUCGACAAUGCGCCAAGUCACGCAUCGGAAACCAAAUUAAUAAGCGAUGAUGGUGAAAUUAUAACAAUGUUUCUGCCACCCAAUUGUAUUCCACUUAUCCAACCUAUGGAUCAAAAUGCAAUUCGUUUAACGAAAGUGUAUUACCGGAAAAGUCUCUUAGAACAUGUUCUAUCUAUAGAGGAAGACGAUAUUUCCAAAGCACUGAAGAAUAUUUCUAUUAAGGAUGCUGUGUUCAUGCUUGCCAAUGCUUGGGACAAACUAUCGGCUAAUUUAAUAGCAAUUAAAAGUAAAACAUGA